Molecule: messenger RNA, 4081 nt
Organism: Numida meleagris (helmeted guineafowl)
Lineage: Eukaryota; Metazoa; Chordata; Aves; Galliformes; Numididae
Gene: LIN7C
Product: lin-7 homolog C, crumbs cell polarity complex component
Exons: 5
Coding region: 93-686 (197 amino acids)
Biological process (GO): maintenance of epithelial cell apical/basal polarity; neurotransmitter secretion; protein localization to basolateral plasma membrane
Cellular component (GO): MPP7-DLG1-LIN7 complex; synapse; basolateral plasma membrane
Molecular function (GO): L27 domain binding
Source: RefSeq, a predicted model, not a curated record
GGACGGUGGCGCCAUGGCAACGGCGGGGCCGCGCCUCGCUCCUUCUUCCGGCCUGGCUACGUCACUUCCGGCGGGCCCGCGGCGAGGACAAGAUGGCGGCGCUGGGUGAGCCGGUGCGGCUUGAGCGAGACAUCUGCAGGGCAAUCGAGUUGCUGGAAAAAUUACAGAGAAGUGGAGAAGUGCCACCACAGAAACUACAGGCUUUGCAAAGGGUCCUUCAAAGCGAAUUCUGUAAUGCUGUAAGGGAGGUGUAUGAGCACGUAUAUGAAACUGUGGAUAUCAGCAGUAGCCCGGAAGUGAGAGCUAAUGCAACAGCAAAGGCCACUGUAGCUGCAUUUGCUGCUAGCGAAGGUCAUUCGCAUCCCAGAGUGGUUGAACUGCCAAAAACUGAAGAAGGUCUUGGAUUCAACAUCAUGGGAGGCAAAGAACAAAAUUCUCCGAUCUAUAUCUCCCGAAUUAUCCCCGGGGGUAUAGCUGAUAGGCAUGGAGGCCUGAAACGUGGAGACCAGCUUCUUUCAGUAAACGGAGUGAGCGUCGAGGGUGAGCACCAUGAAAAAGCAGUAGAACUACUGAAGGCAGCCCAAGGAAAGGUAAAAUUAGUUGUACGAUACACACCGAAGGUCCUGGAAGAAAUGGAGUCAAGAUUUGAAAAAAUGAGAUCGGCGAAACGCAGGCAGCAAAACUAGCAUUGAAUGCAAUGACUUAAAAAAAUAUAUAUAUAUGCCCUUUACGUUGUAUAGUUUGGUUUGACUCGGUCGAUGCAAUGCCCGGGGUACAGAAGUUACUGUUGUUUUCAUAGAACUGCAGAAUGAUGGAGGUUGCGGAGGGCUCUUGGAGAUCAUGUAGCCCAAGUCCCCUGCUCAGAGCACGGUCAGCUAGAGCAGGUUGCUUAGGGUUGUGACAAAUUGGGUCACGAGCAGCUCCAAGGAUGGAGACUCCAUGAGAUCUCUGGGCAACCUGUUCUAGUGUUUUGAUCUCCCUCCUGCUAAAAAGAUAUGUUUUUCUGUUCAAAUGGAGCUUAUAUUGUAGUUUAUGGGUGUUGCCGCCUCUUGUCCUGUCACUGGGUACCGCUGGGAAGAGUCUAUUUUUCUUUUGUUUAAAUUCUUCCCAAUCAGCCAUUUCCACAUGUUGUUAAGAACACCCCUGAGCGUUCUCCAAGCUAGACAGUCUCAGUUGUCUCAGCCUCUCCUUGUUUGUCAGAUGCUCCGAUCACUUAAAUCAUCUUUCUGCCAUUUCUCUGGACAUACUCUUGUAUGCCUAUGUCUGUCUUGCACUGAGGAACCCAAAGGUGGACACAUCAAUUAUGUCUCUUAAGGGCUGAGUGGAAGAGAAGCAUCGCUUCCCUUGACUUGCUGCAGACCAGUAGGCCGUUGGCCUUCUUUGCUGCGAUGUUACAUCAGUGGCUUAUAAUCAGUUUGGUAUCUUUGUCCGCAAGGCUGUUUUCCAGCUGGCCAGCCACCAGCCUGUGCUGGUGUAUGAGAUUGUUCCUCUCCAGGUGUAGGACUUGCGCUUUCUUUUGCUGAACAUCGAGCUUCUUGAUCGUUCAUUUCUGCAGCCUCCCAGGGUUCGUCAAAGUGGCGUGCGAGGAGUGUACUCCGUCCCAUCGCCCCUGUUAGUAACCAAUCUGUUGAACGCCAUGGACCCCAGCGCUGACCCCUGGGCUAUGUCAGUAGUGACUUGAUUCCAGCAGGAUUUUGUGCCACCAGUCACAGCCUUUGGCAGUUCCCCUUUCUUCAGAAGGUUUUCUUUUCAGUUUCCUUGCUUUUUUUUUUUUUUUACAGUUGAAGAAGAAUGUGUCCUUUUAAAAUCACCUUGCGUACCCUACAGAAAGUAUGUAUGUUGAUUUUUAUAGAUCUUUUUCACAUUAGACCUCUAAGAAUGAAAACAAAUUCACAGGAUUUUCAAAGGCAUUUAAUAAGACCUGUUUCUAGAAUUGACAUCACUUUCUUCCUAUUUUGUUUCUUCAUUUAACAUCUUCAGUUUUCUUGCUGAAUUACUGUGCAAAGUGGAUUUUUAUGUAGCAGUAUUUUGGCACUUUUCUUAGGAACAUGUUACAUGUGUAUUGACUACAGAACCUAUUCAUGAUCAGUUGCAUAGCUGAGAAUGAUUACCAGAUUUUGUAAUGUUUUGGUGAGUACAUUAUUUUUACGCUUCUGCUAAAUCAUAAUUCGUUACUCUGGAAAUUUUAUUACCUCACCUGUAAAUAAUUUCCAAUUGGUGUUCUCGUGUAACGACUUUCUAAGAACUCACAUUUACAAAUUUGCAACAAUCAUUCCUGUAACUUACGUUGUUUUGUACUGAUUUUCAAGCAGUUAAGGGGAGAAGAUAUAGCUGCGUUAGCAGUUCUGGGUUGAUUCUCGAUAUGUAUUUUUGUAUUCAGAUACUGAAGAUAUGUUAAUGCUUUCAAAAGAAUUCCAGACAUUUCCCUGACUUUCUGCUGUUUUAAAAACGUUCAUUUUAAUGGUCAUAACUCUUUUGUGGCUUCAGUAUGUCUUAUUGUAAUCAUACAUAUGGAGGAACUAUGCAGGACUUGGAGUAGUUAGUACCUAAAUCACAGAUCAUUGCAUCUGGAAAACAUUCUGAGGCUUACGUGUCAAGUAGCUCUGGGGUGAACUUGUUUGGGGUUUAUCACUGAACUGCUUCCGAUUUGAAGGGCUCGCGGUUGUAGGAAUGGUAGCAUCAACACCACUCUAGAAGUUUAUAUGGAAUGGUGCUGGGAUAGUAGUAAUAAGAAGCCUCCAGGUGUAAGCGCUUCAUGUCUUUGCUCGAGUGUGGUUGAUGGUGGCACGCUUCUGGUGUGCCAUUUGGAAAAACUUCUAUCUGGACACAGGUACGCUUCUUGGAACCUACCAGGUUUGACGCUGUACUUGCAUACUUGAUUUUAAAAACUUCACUUCUUGGUAUAUAUCUGUAAUUAACUGGAUUGUCUACUGCAGUCUGUUCACUUGUAUGGCAGCUACGAGUGCGUUCUAAUGGAUGAUUAGCAAUUUGAUUCUUAGAGGCUUCAACUGAAAAGUGCAGUUCUGACCGUGAGUCUGCUCCCUGAAUUUUUCACAUGGAGCAGGACAACCCGUUGUGAAACAAUCCAGUACGUGAAAGAAAGCAAAAGGUUAAGGGUAUAAAAAUGACAGCGUGAAGUUUGUGCGUUUUCAGUUGAGCUGCUGGAGAAGAGAAAAUGUGAUCGCUACCGACCAGUGAGAAAUGUGUUUCCUUUCUGCAUGUUUGUAAGCAUGGAGAGCCUGCAAAUAGAAGCUGGGAUUUUUAAAGAUACUGAUAGUUUGAAAAUGCAGUAUAAAUAUUUAACGGUUAGAUGACAGUGAGCACUGAAUUGCGUGGUUUAUGAUCUGUCAUAGGCCUCUGUCUAAAGGCCUCAUGUCACCGAUAGAACCAUGCUAUUGAAUUGUAUAUUUUUAUGGAGCAACUAAUGUUUAAAGUACUGAGACCAAAAUCACUAGAUAGCGCAAUCGUGGAUGUGUUUUAAUUUAAUUGUAAAAUAGUAGAUAUUUGUUUUAGAGCUAUAUAUAAAUAUAUAUAUAUAAAUAUUAAAGGUAUGGAUACAAGGUAGAAAUGUGGGUUUUUUUUAGCACCUGUAUCCCUCGGUGAUACUGAACAAAGCAGUGGUUUCUGAUACUCGAAGGUAACUUACUUGAGUGUAGCUUGAGCUACUAAAUGCAAUAGCAUUGUCAUUCUGAAGUGUAGCAUUUGGAUACAGUUUGUCAUCCACUACAAAAUAUGGGGAAGGGUAGCUGGGCAUACGAACUGUAGCAUUUAAUAACAAGCUUUUUAAUUGCAACAACAACAACCAGAUAAGCAGAUAACUCAUUAACAGUCAUCUUUAAUACUAUGAAAACCUAUAACGUUAAGGAAAGGGUGGAUUAAAAUGCACCAACAGACUUUAGUUCUUUUACUACUGAGCAGUGCCUGUACUGUGUUAUUAUGCAGUCACUACACACUUGAUUUCCUCGGGUAUGCAAACUGUUUAAGAGGAGAUACCAUUUCUGCAGAUAACUUCUGCAUCUAUUGCUGCUGUGAGGAAUCUUUCGGUUUUAUCAACAGAAAAAUAAAAGUUAAAUUUCACAUG